AUGCAACAAGAUCAAAUUUCACCACUCUUCAAUCUCACACAUCUUCUUCGUCGCCAGAUGAGCACGGAAACAGAAAGUAUUGUUGAUAGGCUCAAGAGUUCUGGAUUAUGGCGAACCAAAGGUCUAAUUGGAGGAAAAUGGAUUGAUGCUUAUGAUGGGAAGACAAGCGAGGAUGGCGAGUCGGCUGCAAUCAAGGAGAGGUGUCGAUUAAAGAAGAUCCAAGAGUGGCAAGCAGCAUCGGGAGAAACGACACUGCCAACAAGAUGGCAGCUUUCAGCACCAAACGAUACCGUUUCUUCAAUCCCAGUAUUUGGAGCUGAAAGGAGUUUAAGCAUGCAAACAGGGAAGUUUCUCGUACACGUGGAUAGGUUAACGGUGCAGAAGAGGGUUUCACAUAUAGCAUCAGUCUUUCCAAGGUUUUGCAUCAUCAACACUUCAGUUAUCGGAUAUUCAAUAAGCGACUUUAAUCAGCGACUUCAAUCCUUUCGUAAUAUUCGUCCACCAAGGUACCUCGAUUGAAUUCAAAGGUGGAUGACAACACAUGUCUAUUAAUACCAAAGCUCGAAAAGUAAUUUCAGAUUGUUAUUUUUGAAUCAACAAUAUUCUUGAAUUAGCUUUUUUUUUUUUCGGAUUCUCUUUGGUAGUAUUGGUCAUCAUGGUGUUCGCUAUUCCAACAUUGAUACUUAUUGGUUUAUUUUCGCUGUUAUUCUCUAUCUUAAGUAAAGACUGCUUUUUGGGUUAUGAUUGUAAUUAGAAUAUUCUUCUUUUAAUAUGUGUGUGGCAUAUGUGUGUUCUUUUCUUCUUCCUUUUAUAAGUAUAUCUUCUCGAUAUGAGAAAAGAUAUAUCAAAUAUGAAGAAAUUAAAUAAAAUGGUAAAUUCUUGGGGUAUGAAACCGAUGCAUGCAUUCUUCGAAAUCUGUUUUCCUGUGUAUUGAAUGUGUAACAAGAUGAAACAAUGUGAAAUGUCAUUUUUGCACCAGUCAAAUUGUUUUUAAUUUACCAAUUAAGGCAUUGUACUUAUUUUUUUCAUGUUGUAAUUAUGUUCAAAGGAA
Lactuca saligna is the source of this 1051-nucleotide messenger RNA. NCBI's taxonomy places the organism in Eukaryota, Viridiplantae, Streptophyta, Magnoliopsida, Asterales, Asteraceae. The record is from the annotation of a GenBank genome assembly.